This is a messenger RNA of Phragmites australis (common reed), 851 nucleotides long. RefSeq names its product auxin-responsive protein IAA9-like. The coding region runs from base 140 to 628 and encodes 162 amino acids. Lineage: Eukaryota; Viridiplantae; Streptophyta; Magnoliopsida; Poales; Poaceae. The record is from RefSeq and is a predicted model, not a curated record. Gene Ontology annotation, cellular component: nucleus. Gene Ontology annotation, biological process: regulation of DNA-templated transcription. Gene Ontology annotation, molecular function: protein binding. The transcript has 3 exons.
UAGACGGGCAUCUCAUUCUUGCUCGUGACCUCCAAAAUUCCAAAGCUCUUCUCUCCGGCCUGUACUGUUCACUGCACGGCUACAUCACAAUUCACAACUUGUGCCAGCGAGACAGCAGCUACAAGGGGAUCAACACGACAUGGAGCUGGAGCUUGGGCUGGCGCCACCGAACGCACGUCUGAUCAAACACCACGACGAGCUCAGCGGUUCGUCGGAUUCCACCCGCGGGAAGAGAGGAUUCACUGAAGCGUUCCACGAAACGACUGCUACGCUGCCGCUUUUCGACGACGGCUCGUGCAGGAGGAAGAAGUCACUGGUCGGGUGGCCGCCGGUGCGCUCCGCACGCAGCAGGGAUUGCGGCGGCGCCAACUACGUGAAGGUGAAGAAGGAAGGGGAUGCCAUCGGCAGGAAGGUGGGCUUGUCUCUCCACGCCUCCUACGACGAGCUCCUCGCCACGCUUGCCCGCAUGUUCCCCGCUACCAGCUUCCAAUCAGAUGAGAAGGAAAUCAGCAACUCCACCAGCCUUGUGGUUACCUAUGAGGAUGGUGAAGGGGACUGGAUGCUGGUUGGAGAUGUGCCAUGGGAUGAUUUUGCACGAUCUGUCAAACGUCUGAAGAUACUGGGGUGACUAAGGACAAACGCAAGUGCGGCUGCACUGAUGUAUAUGUUUCAUCGUGUGUGUUUUUUGGUUGCAAGCACUUGGUGGGGAGUCGAGACAGCAGUUUCUAGUAGUUGAGACAAUACGUAUACGACCAGGGUCUUGUUUAUGAGAAUGUUCUCUUUGAGACUUGCCUUAGUACUUCUGCGUGCAACUGAUCCUAUACUAUAAUACAGAAUUUCUUUAGUUUUUA